Penaeus indicus is the source of this 8874-nucleotide messenger RNA. It is a transcript of the gene ctrip, whose product is annotated as E3 ubiquitin-protein ligase TRIP12-like. NCBI's taxonomy places the organism in Eukaryota, Metazoa, Arthropoda, Malacostraca, Decapoda, Penaeidae. Bases 37 to 6366 code for a protein of 2109 amino acids. Gene Ontology annotation, biological process: DNA damage response; protein polyubiquitination; proteasome-mediated ubiquitin-dependent protein catabolic process. The record is from RefSeq and is a predicted model, not a curated record. The transcript is spliced from 30 exons. Gene Ontology annotation, cellular component: nuclear speck. Gene Ontology annotation, molecular function: ubiquitin protein ligase activity; zinc ion binding.
GUGUUGUUGGCAUGAUUGGGUUCGAGACCAGUGCCUAUGGCGGAGCGCGGUGAGGGGACCGCAGGGGGGUCACACUCACGAGCCACCACCAGUGGGGCCCACACUGCGGCAACCAGGAACAGAAAUCAGCUGGUUGGGUCAGGAGUGGAGGGGUUGGAGGCUAUCGGGAGUCCCCUACCCCUACGGAAGCGUAAGAGUGGCAUCACUGAAGUUGUACACACAAAGAGAAGAAAUAGUGACAGCCAACACGAGGCAACAGUGGGUUGUAAUACUGUCAGUCCCAACUCGGCUAGCACAGCUGGCAGCACGACCAAGAGGAGGAGAGUUACCAGCAAUAGUAGCAACAGUGAAGCACGAGACGCAGAUAGUGGCGAUUGUGGCUUGGAGAGCCCGGCAAGCAAACGUCCGCGCCGGGGCAGUCACCUAGAGAGCCGGAACCAGUCAUCUGCCAGCCUGGCCGCCAACGCACCCAGCACACCCACUCGCAACCAGGACACAGAAAAGUCGCCUGGUGGUGGUGGGAUACUAAAAUCAUAUCCUCUGCGGAACCGGUUGCGGCUAAGUGACGGAGGUGGAGGAGGAGGAGGAGGUGGUGGUGGAAGUGGCGGCAACAAUCCACUCAGCGCUGGCCGGCUGGAGCAACAACAAACUCAGUCACAGUCUCUACCAUCAUCACCCUCAUCCCAAGGAGUUGCUUUCCUUGCGGAUACGUUCAGAAGACUGAGGGAAUCACGGAGAUCAUCACAGGAACAAUCAUCAACAUCAAACAAACGAAACACGCCACAGACCAAAGACGCUAGACAGUCGACAGGAUCUUGGAAAAGAACUCACGGAGCCAAAAAGUCACCUUUAUCAUCUAAACGUAGUGGUCGUAGUAAAACCAACAACACGGGGUCGUGUGCUAGUAGCAGCCAGCACUCAUCAAGGGGGUGCGGUAAGGUGAGCUUUGGUAGCAGUGGCUCCGGCAUGUCUGGAUCGCAUGGUGGCCAUGAGGGAUCGUCAUCAUCGUCAUCUGGGCCACCCCAGGCCUCCCCCCAUGGUGCUUGCUCUACAACAGGUACUCAGGGAGCCACUAGUGCCACUGGAGCACCACCUGCCACCACUAAUGCAUCUGCUUCGCUCCAUGCAGCCCCCUCCACAUCCACCACCUCUGGUCUCCUGCCAACGGCAUCGUUGGCCACGCUGGGAGCCAUUGGUGGAGGUAGUAGCAGUGGAGCCAGUGGUGGGGGCCUAGCCAGCAGUAUAGGAGGACUCAUGGGUGCACCCACAGACAGUGAGAGUGAGGAAAGUGAGAUGGGACGGCUAGAGGCUCUUCUAGCAUCACGAGGACUCUCUCCCAGCCUCUUUGGAGCUUUGGGUCCUAGGAUGCAACACAUUCUCCACCGUUCAGUCUCAUCUUCCAUAAGCUCCAAAGCACAGCAGUUGCUUGUUGGUCUUCAGGCAACUGGGGAUGAAAGUGAACAGCUUCAAGCAGUGAUAGAAAUGUGUCAGUUGUUAGUAAUGGGCAAUGAGGAUACAUUGGCUGGAUUCCCAAUUAAACAGGUGACACCAGCACUCAUCAAUUUGCUCAAUAUGGAUCACAACUUUGACAUGAUGAAUCAUGCUUGUAGAGCAUUGACUUACAUGAUGGAAGCUCUGCCUAGAUCAUCUGCUGUUGUUGUGGAUGCUGUUCCUGUGUUCCUGGAGAAGCUGCAAGUCAUACAGUGUAUGGAUGUUGCAGAGCAAUCAUUAACUGCCCUUGACAUGCUGUCUCGCAAACAUUCUAAAGCAAUAUUGCAGGCACAUGGGGUAUCAGCAUGCCUCAUGUACAUAGACUUCUUCUCAACGGGUGCCCAGCGUGCAGCACUAAGCAUCACAGCAAAUUGUUGCCAGAAUCUAACAGCUGAUGAAUUCCAUUUUAUAGCUGAUUCUCUCCAGCUACUCUCUUCCAGACUCACAUCACAGGGUGACAAAAAGUGUGUGGAGAGUGUCUGUUUGGCUUACAGUCGACUGGUAGAUUGCUUCCAGAAUGACCCAAAUAGAUUACAGGAAAUUGCUGGUCAUGGCCUUCUUUCCAACAUUCAGCAAUUACUGGUGAUGUCGCCACCAGUAUUAAGCAGUGGAACAUUCAUCAUGGUGAUGCGCAUGCUGUCUCUUAUGUGCAAUAACUGUCCUGAACUUGCGGUGCAACUCUUAAAGAACAACAUAGCACACACAUUAUGCUACCUUUUAACAAACUCGACUGAACCUCCUGGAGAGCAAGUUGAGUUGGUGUCCAGAAGCCCACAGGAGCUGUAUGAGAUUACUUGUUUGAUUGGAGAGCUGAUGCCAAUGCUUCCCUCCGAUGGUAUCUUUGCAAUUGAUGGAGCUUUACAACGUCCAUCAGGAUGCGCUCAAGACACAGUAAUGUGGCAGUGGCAGGAUGACAGGGCAACAUGGCAGAACUAUUCCACUAGUGAUUCUAGGAUCAUUGAGCUUGCACACCAGUCUGGAGAGGAUGAGAUCAGUCUUUGCAUACAGAGCCGAGCUUACACAAUAGACUUUCAUUCAAUGCAGCAGAUAAAUGACAACUCUGGCACGAUGAGAUCUGUUCAGCGGCGCAUGAUGCCAGUUGGGUUAGCUGGGACUGUCAUAGCAGCAACUCAGGCCACGGAUGCAAGAGCAAAGUGCCUGCAGGAAGAUUCGGAUUUAGCAUCCAAUCUCAUUCGUUCAUUGUUUAGUUUAUUGUAUGAAGUCUACAGUUCCUCAGCAGGUCCAGCAGUGCGCUACAAAUGUCUGCGGGCAUUGCUUAGGAUGGUGCAAUUUUCAAGCCCUGAGCUUUUGCAACAAGUUUUAAAAAGUCAGAGUGUAUCCUCCCACCUAGCCACUAUGUUGUCAUCGCACGACCUGAAGAUUAUUGUAGGAGCUAUUCAGAUGGCUGAGAUCCUUAUGCAGAAGUUACCUGAAAUUUUUGCAAUUUACUUUAGAAGAGAAGGUGUAAUGCACCAGAUUAAGCGACUCUGUGACCCAGAUGCGACUUUAGGUCCUCCUCCUGCAAAAUGGAGCAGUCCUGAACUCUCCUUAGGGCCUGGCCGUGGAGGAACACCCAGCUCAGCUAGUCCACUUCUAACUGGACGACCAUUCAAUGGUAAUUGUUUAGACUCGACCCCAUCUCUUCCAACCCCACCAAGUCAGGAUGAAGAUAAAUUGCAGAGCCCAUCCCAGCUGCGUCUAGCUGAUGUGCUCAAGCGGAAACGAGCAACUCGUAUUCGAACUGGAAACUGGAGAAAGAGCAGACAAGAGGAAUCGCCUGCAUCGUCAUCAUUUAGUGAAUUCUUCAUGAAAAAUGCUGGCUUAGGUGGAGGACGAGAAAGCUGGAGAGGCAUGGGGAGUCGGACCAAACUAGUGGCAGGCACCAACAGUGGCAGUAGUAGUAGUGGUGGUGGGGGAAGCAGUAAAUCCUCUUUCCUUGCCAAUUUCAAUCCAUCACGUUGGGGAAGGUGCAGUUCUGCCACAUCAACACCAACCCAUGAAUCUCCUUCAGGAAAGGACAAACUAGUUGGUAAUAGUGUGAGCAACAGUAGCAGUAGCAGUAACAAGGAAGUGGUUCGUGUCUGGGUGAGGGAACAAGCGCAGCGUCUCAACCAAGAGUACUUCUCCACAGAGCUUCAGGGAGCCACACACCCUGCACUUAGUGUCCUAAAUAGACUUAUAGCAGCCAUACAGCAAUUGGAGCAAGAUCCAAACUGUGCUGUUAUAGCACUGAGGGAAAUCAGCAGAAUUGUGACUGAUAGUGAUAUCAGUCCCUUUGAGGUGAUACAUUCUGGGCUGGUGUGCUGCCUCUUGUCCUACCUCACAGCAUCUGAAAAUUCUACUAUGUCCCUAACACAAGAUGGAAGUUUAAUGGCAGCCAUUGGAGGCACAGGCAACAGCACAGAGAAUGGGAGCCUUACGUCUGUCAGCAUAAGCACACCGCGGGACACCCGACUCAGGAAUUUCCUUCACGUCUUCCUUGGUUGCCCAUUGGACCCAUUAAGCCUGGGCAAUGUGGACACCAGUCAUAUUGCAUUGUUCAGUGCCCUCGUGACAAAGCUCAAUGGGUGUGUCAACCAGUUGGAACAGUUCCCUGUGAAGGUCCAUGAUCUCCCAGGAACUGCUCUUUCAGGGGUUGGGAGAGGAGGCUCAACCUCUGCCAUCAAAUUUUUCAACACGCAUCAACUGAAGUGUAACCUUCAGCGCCAUCCAGACUGCACGAGACUGAAGCAGUGGCGAGGUGGGCCAGUAAAGGUUGACCCUCUGGCUCUUGUACAGGCUAUUGAACGUUAUUUAGUUAUCAGAGGUUAUGGUCGACUCAGGGAUGAAGACGAUGACAACUCCGAUGAUGACAAUUCUGAUGAGGACAUAGAUGAUACACUGGCUGCAGUAUCUGUCAACCAGAGCUCUUCAAGUCAUAAACUCCAGUUUGUCAUUGGUGAUCACGUCUUGCCGUACAAUAUGACCGUUUACCAAGCCAUUAGACAGUUCUCCUCACCAUCUGAUGCCAGUGCCUCUGAAGCAGACACUGAUACAGAAACCCCCAUCUCACAUUCAGCCAUAUGGCUUCAAACCCAUACAAUUUAUUAUAGACCUGUACAAGAGGAGGAGCAAAGUCGAAGUUCAGGAGGAAGGAAGGGCAAGGCGGGAGGUUCAAAGCCCAGCCCAAAGAAAAAAGCAGAUGCCCAUGUUGGAGAUGGUAGUAUUGUGGGAGGAAACAAUAGUGUUCUGGACCAGUACCUGACUGCUAGCCUACCAGCCAGUGUGACUGUAAGUGACCCGAGCUUAGAAGUGCUGGCAUUGUUGCGAGUUCUCCACGCUCUCAACCGCCAUUAUGGUGCCCUCUACCCCCCAGCCACUUACCCGUCCCCACUACCAACUGCUGAGUUCACAAACCUGAAACUGACAGCCAAAGCAAAUCGGCAGUUGCAGGACCCUCUGGUGAUAAUGACUGGCAAUGUACCACCGUGGUUGCCUCAGAUUGCUUAUGCAUGUCCUUUCCUGUUUCCAUUUGAGACUCGACAAUUACUGUUUUAUGCAGUGUCCUUUGAUCGGGACCGAGCUUUACAACGACUUAUGGACUCUUCUCCUGAGCUCAACUCUGUGGAUAGUAGUGAAAGAGUAACCCCAAGACUUGAAAGACGUAAGAGAACUGUCUCUCGUGAUGAUAUUCUCAAGCAGGCAGAGGCUGUGAUUAGUGAACUGGCUUCUUCAAGGGCCAUGCUAGAAAUUCAGUAUGAAAAUGAAGUUGGUACAGGCCUAGGACCUACUUUAGAAUUUUACGCUCUUGUAUCCAAAGAACUCCAGAAAGCUGAUCUAGAGCUUUGGCGGGGUGAAACAGUGACAGUGGAAGAAAGAACUGAAGAAAAUAGAGGAAAGGCAGUGAAAUACGUGAAUGCCAGUCAAGGCUUGUACCCAAUGCCUGUACCCAGAAACAUGAAAUCUGCCCAAAUGACUAAGUUAAGAGCAAAGUUCAGAUUCCUUGGAAAGUUCAUGGCUAAAGCUGUUAUGGAUUCCAGAAUGCUGGAUCUUGGUCUUCAUGAAUGUGUGUACAAGUGGCUCCUUGCUGAAGAAUGGUCUCUGGGUCUUGGUGAUGUUGUUUCUUUAGAUCCAACGUUGGGCCAGACCCUCACACGCCUUCAUGCUACAGUUUUACAAAAGAAACGUAUAGAAGCUCAGGCUGAACAGGAAGGAAUCUCAGGGGCUGAGUUACAGGCUCGUCUGGAAGCCCUGACUGUAGAUGGAUGUAGUGUGGAAGACCUUGCGCUGACCUUCACAUUACCUGGCUAUCCUAACAUUGAGUUCCGAAAAGGUGGCUCAGACAUUGCUGUCACUGUACAUAACCUUGAUCAGUACCUACAGCUUGUUAUUGAGUGGCUGGUCCGUGAAGGAGUCAGAAGGCAGAUGGAGGCCCUUCGUGAAGGGUUUGAGUGUGUCUUUCCCUUGACUCAGCUCCGAGUCUUCUACCCUGAAGAGCUUGAGCAACUGUUCUGUGGCUCCUCGGAUGCCUCGAAAUGGGACAUGAAGCAACUUGCUGAAUGUUGCCGUCCAGAUCAUGGAUAUACGCACAACUCUAGGGCGGUUAAGUUCUUGCUGCAGAUUAUUGCAGACUACACACCAGCUCAGCAGAGAUCCUUCUUACAGUUUGUUACAGGUUCACCAAGGCUGCCUGUUGGAGGUUUCAGAAGUCUAUCUCCAGCACUUACCAUUGUAAGGAAAACUUUUGAAGCAGGAGAAAACCCUGACGAUUUCUUACCUUCGGUGAUGACCUGCGUUAACUACCUGAAACUACCAGACUACUCCAGUAUUGAUAUUAUGAGUGCCAAAUUGGAGAUAGCGGCCAGAGAGGGCCAGCACAGCUUCCACCUCUCAUAGGAAGUUUUUGGACCGGCAGAUGAUGCUCAACCCACCAAUUUUUGGGCUUCACAUUGUGAUAUUCUAUGAUUUUUAUUUAUUUUUUAAAUUUUAUUAUUUUUAAUUUUUUUAUUUAUUUUUUUUUUUUUUGUCAAUUACUACCUUGUUUAUUUGUUUUUUGUUUUGUAUUUGUUUUUUGUUUUUAUGUAUUUGGUGCAUUGUGUCCAACAUCAAUUCAUCCUUAAGGUAGAGAGUGACAAGAAGAGUCAAAGCUGGUGUGAAUAUGCUUUUAAGCUCUUGGAACGAAUGCCGAAAGGCAAGCAUUUACAGUACUGAAAAAGGAAGCAUGGGAGUGACAACUAAUUCUCAUUUGUGAUUUAUAUAGCAUUCCUGGGGAUGUAUUCUUUAUUGUGCCUGGUGACAGUUUCUCAAGGUAUCUCCAUCUCAUGGCCCAAGCCUCAACUCUACAGUUUUAAUUUAUUAUGUGAAUAUGUAGACCAAUAGUUAAACUAAAUCAAUGCUGGGUGUUCAGUGAUAAAAUCUCAGCUUGUCAUAGAUAUAUGUAUAUGAAAAUUGAAAAGUUAAUUGUUUGAUCACAACUACCAUUUAUUAUUCUGGACACUUUUAAAAGACAUUAGAGAAGGAGUUUACUGUAUUUGUGGAAAGUGAACUGUGAUAUCCCCAUUUUUCAAUUUUCCACAAGCAGCUUGGCUUCAGACAGCUGGUUUUGGUUUCAGCUACGUAGUGAUUGUGAUGUUGGGCACGCUGGAGAACUAGGAUCCAAGCACAUUUUUUAUGGAAGAUUUCAGGCCGUGGAUUUUCAUCAGUUUGUGUGUAUUCAGAUGAAGACAUAAUCUCACAGAGCAUUAAGAUGAUAAAUGAUCUCGUCAUUGUUUCCAUUUGGAGAAUGUCGUGUUUGUUUUCUUGUUUUUAUGGCCCACGUUUUAUUGGUAUGUUGUUAAGGUGUGGGUCAUUGGUAGGAUUUAAUUUAAUUUUUUUGUACAUAUGAUUUACUCAUUUUAAAUGAGACCAAAAGGCAAUUUAGUUUGGUUAGUGGACAAUGACAAAGUAACCAUCUGAGGAUUAUUUGUGGGGGAUCUCUCUCAGUAACAUUGCUUAUAAAUGUCAAUCCUAGUCAUUUGAAAGAUAGCAUCACAGUGGACCCAAAUGUAUUGCAGUAAAAGCUUUUGUGAAACAGAUUCAGCAAGGCCAAGAUGCAAUUUUUUCUGUAAUUGUAGAUUUAAUACUUGAGAAAAAUUAUUUUCAAUCCUUUACAAAAUGCAUUCAUUUUCUGGGAUAUUAUUUAAUUACCAUGCUCCUCUGAGAAUUUUGUAUAAAGCUUUGAUUUUUUUUUCUCCUGUCAGAACUGCAGGUCAGUUAAAAAUGGAAGAGUGGGCAUUAGUUGAUUUACAGAGACAAGAAUUAGUGGGCGGAGUGUACCAUGAGCUACAGUGAAAUACUACAUAUAAUAUGCUGUCACUGCAUUCAGUAACUUGUUUGAGGAGGAGAAGGACUUGCCCAAACUUUGGUAGGUUAUUAGUAAUGUUCCCGAUUUAUAUUUUGGUGAUACCAGAUUUGAUUGUGUUCUAAUUUUUCAGAUAAGCAUUGACAGCAGAUGUGAAUGAAGUUUUUGAGAGCUCUUGAUGCCUUAUGGAUGAAAGGAGCAUGGUUACAAAAAAAUAAAAAAUAUAAAAAAGAAAAAAAAAAUGCAUAGCAACCACAAACCUUUGUCAGCAGUGUUGCAUUGGUGUCAGACACACCUAUUUUAGUUAUCACUCAAACCAUCUGCAGUAUUGAGUCCAUCUUGAUUUGCUGUUACUUUUGGGUAUUCUUUUGUUACUUGAGACCUGCUGGAUUGGCCGUAAAAAACAAUUGCUCUCAAAGUUUGUUUAUUUUUUAUUGUUAAAUGAAUAACUUUUAUUUAUUAGUAGUAUUUUUUUUAUUUUAUUUUUUUGGGCAGUCUGCAUCACAGGUGUUGAACCAUGAGCUUUUUUUUUUUUCUUCUUCUUCUUCUUUGUCUUCUUAUUCUUCCUUCUUUAUGUGUGGAGGAAAGACAGGUUGAUUUGUAUGUCUGAAUUGAGCAUAACUAAGUUCAGUAAUUAUGAAUUCCGAUGACUUCCUCAGCACAGGCUUUUGGGUCAUUGGUUUUUGAGUGAACAUUGGUAUUACAGUGAUGCCCAUGCUUUUGCACCUGUCAUUCUGAACUGGCCAUACAUUGAUGCUCCCGGCAUGUCCAUUAUAUAUAUCUUUUGAGUACAUGUCAUGUUUAUCAGUGCCUACCUUAAAUUGAUGUAUAUUGUAAGUAUAUAAAGAAAUCACAUAACUGUAAUACACAGUACAUAAUAGUUUUUACAGAAAACAAAUGUGAUAAUGUAAUCAGUACCCAAGAACAUGUCGCUAUGAAUGUGUAAGCGAAGUUUUUGUAUUUGCCUUGUGAACCUCAGUUUAUUAUGGUAGUAACUUUUGUGAUAGUAAUUUUUUUAGUCACUUUCUUUUUGUGUGUCAUUGAGUAUUAAAUUCAGCACAUGU